AUGGCUCUGCAGGACUCAGAGCUGGAGGAUGCCAUUCAUGGCUUGGAUCUUUAUGCCUGCCGGCAGUACCUCAAGCAGCUCCAGGUGGAGAAGUCCCUCCGUCAGGAGAAGCUGGAGCGCUUGGAGGAGAAGCUCAAGGCCACGAACCAAGAGCUGUCCAGCCGCCAAGUCGAAGCUGACAAGCGCAAACUCGAGUUCUUCGCAGAGCAGGAGAUCAAUCGGCGCCGAGCCGACAGGCGGUCGAAACCAGAUGCAGGCGUCCUGAGCCUCCAUGGCGAUCCGCAUGACGACAUGGCGCAGGUGCACGAGCAGCGGCGAACCAGCGCACGGAACUUCAUCGAGAGAGAGCUGCAGACAGAGAUGUCCAAGCAGCAGCGCAUCGAGCGCACCAAGUUUGGCUUCAAGGAAUAUGAGGGGGCACGCCUCAUGGUCUUCAAGCCAGAAGAAGACAUCGAAGAGGAACGGAGCCUUCGGGACUCAGUGCUGGUCACCUAUGCCGUACCCCAUGCCGAGAAGCGAAAGAACCUGACCUACCGCAUUGCCAGGGACACCAGCAUCAAAAGUCUGAAGGACGACGCUUGCGCGUACUGGGGUCUCUCGGAGGUGGAGUUUGUCCUGAAGACCGUGAGCAAUGCAAAGCCCUGUGAUACGAUGAAGGUGGUCGACGCCUUCCGGAAGGACGAGGAGGCACAUUUCGUGCUCGUGCAGAAAGCACCGAAGAACAUUUCGCUACUGGACAAGGAGUACAUGGAUAUCAUUCCGAAGACUGGGCGAAGAGGGCAGCAGCUGCGGCAGCAGCUGCAGGAGAAGAGCGCCACCACGAGCGCCCUCUCAGGCGCUGACGGUUCGUUGGCAGAGCAGAUGGUCCUUCUCCCCGGCCUCUACCAGUUCAUGACGCAGCGAGACAAGGACGUGAAGCAGCACUUGCAGCGGACGAAGCUACGAAGUUUAUGUGUCUACCUGGUUCUCGCCAUCCUCUCCGCUUCCAAUGUGUACCUUCUGCGGCCGCCUGGUGAAGGUUUCUACUGCACCAAGGGCAUCUUGGAGCUUCUGGCAGGAGACGUCCAUUCCAAGCCCAUGGCAGACAUCCGCGACACUCAGGACGUCUGGCAGUGGCUGGACACGACCCUGGUGGCAGAAGUUCUGACUGAUAAUUCGACGCUGCGGCAGAGCAACUAUCUCGUCGGCUACCUGCAGGUACUUCAGCAACAGGUCGCUGCCCCCUCGGCGAUGCAUUGCAGGGGCAUCGAGGAGCCCGACGACAACAGCCUUUCCUGUGUGCACCUGAAGUUUGAGAAGACUAGUGUGUCCCGGCAGGAGGACCCCCUGCUCAAGAAUUACUUCCAGCACAAGCUCGGCCAGGAGGGGAGGUCCUCCACCAAGCCGUGGGAGCACCAUGAAGCUCCCUUUGGAACCUCAGGUGCAGCGCCUAAAGCAGCGUCUUUCGAGCGGGCGCACGCAUCGGGACAUCGACUGGAGUACGAGUUGCAGCACUCGCCGCUAAGCGAGGUGCGUGAAGCCUUCCUGCAGGACAUGACUUUCCUGCGCUCAAUGGGAUGGCUCUCUUCGCAGACCCGGGCUGUGCACGUCAGCUUUGUCGCGUAUAACGCUCCUCAUCUCACAUGGAUUUGGAACCGGUUCACCUUCGAGUUCAGCGCUUUUGGAACCAUUCAUGCCACUCCACACAUCCAGCUGUACAGGCCCCGGGUCUUCGACUAUGGCAUGGAGACCAGCCUGGCCUUUACGGACAUCUCCAGGUUUGUGCUGAUGUUCUACAUAUUCUUCCAGGUCUUUUGGGAUUUCCGUUACAUGCAACGAAAGUCCGGCGUGUGCUGGAAGCAUCUCUUCACCACACAGGCCCUUAUAGACACGACGAUUGUCGUCGUGCUCCUGGUUGUACUUUCGCUGCGGGCUUCUUAUUUGGGAAAUGAUUCGACCGUGGGGUAUGCAAUGUCGCAUUUCAGCACGUUUCAGGAUGCUGGCCGAAUGGCUGAAUACUAUUCAUUGCAUACUACGCUGGACACGGUGUUGUUUGCGCUUUGCAUCUACAGGUUCUUCUAUUUCCUCCGGGUGAACCGCCAGGUGUUUAUCCUGUGGGCCACUGUGCACCGGGCCUUUCAGGUCGCUUCGAGGCAAGGCAGAUGGGUUCUUGUACUGUGGGGAUCGCAUAAUGGGCAUAAUGCAACACAUGUCGAGGACGACACAAUCACUAAACUUAAGAGAACGAAGCCUUCAGUUAUUGGGAUGUAUGAAAAAGACAUUAGAAAACACAGCAAUCAUAAAGCAAAAAACACAAACACUUAA
Molecule: messenger RNA, 2304 nt
Organism: Symbiodinium necroappetens
Lineage: Eukaryota; Dinophyceae; Suessiales; Symbiodiniaceae
Source: the annotation of a GenBank genome assembly